UUCACUUGUAAAUCGCCCUGCGUUAAAAAAAUUCUUAGAAUUUUACGUCCGCGUGUUUAGUUUUAUUGAAAUAUGAUCUGGAAUUCCGGUUCAUGAAUAUCUUUUAUUUUUCCAGUUCAGUCAUGACAUAACAUGUUUGCAACUUACUAAUAUCCGCGUUAAUUAUCACGUGACAAUAAGAAGUCGUGUAUAAAACCCCGGGACAUUCUUUAAUAUAUACCCCGUCUGCUUGCAGUGAAACAUCUUUGAGUACAGGGAAAUAAUUGGAGAAAUGAAGAUAUUAUUGGCUACAAUACUUAUUCUUUUGACAAGAAUAGUGGAACAGUCAGCGCAGUUCUCGGACUCAGAUUAUGAUGGUACCAGGUCAUCACCAGGUCAAAGGCAAUCACUAGGUCAAAGGCAAUCACUAGGUCAAAGGCAAUCACCAGAUCAAGGGCAAUCACCAGGUCAAGGUCGAUCUCCAACGGUAGAUGAGCUGGAGGUGGCAUUUAAUAAAGCAAGACAUAUUAAUCUAGUAAAAAAAGAAAUAAAAUAUUUAGAAAGAGAUGAUGACAAGAGAAAAAGAGGUGUAUUGAAAUGUCCCCUGUCCCAACAUCACGGUACUCGUAACUAUGGCAACACUACAGCAGGGAGAAACGCUAACAACGCCUUUCUCGCACUACGAAUUUUAAUUGACGAAAAUGGCUACAGUCUCAGAGACUUACAAAACAAUUCACUGGCAGAGAGUUUGAAGAGUAUUGAUGGUUUCAAAUGUGAUGUUCCGAAACCAAAUAAGUGCAACUACAAAAGCAAAUACAGAAAUAUCGAUGGGUCGUGCAAUAACCGCAACAACCCGGACUGGGGAAUGGCAGGGAGUAUACAACAACGAGUUCUCCCUAAUGAUUACGAUGAUAAAAUCAGUCUGCCAAGGACAAAAGGUUUACCUAAUGCACGGACCGUUAGUGAUAUUGUACAUCGGAACUUUUUCUUGUCUGAAACUUUGAGUAAAGAACUUACUCUGCACGUGAUGGGCUUCGGACAGUUUCUCGACCAUGACAUAGCACGAACUCCUGAACAAGAUGAUGUAGAAGACUGUUGUGAAGCAUAUGCAAGAAAAGACGUGGAUAAUUGUUUUAACAUAAUAGUACCUAGAGGAAUAUUAGGAGGAACGUCUGAUAUACUUGUACCCGGACAUUGUAUGGAAGUUAAAAGAUCAGCACCAGUGUUUUGCCCCGAUGAUAAUUCACCUGGUCUAUCAGUCAGACAACAGACGACCAGUCUCACCUCUUUUGUUGACGCUUCUAAUGUUUACGGGUCAUCAUCGACGAGAUUGGCGGAGCUACGUGAACGCGGGACAGGUUACCGUUUAGCGACAAGCUUAUUCAGAAAACAAGAACGGAUAUUGAACGGCCCGGAUGAUACUUGUACCCUGCAAGAUUCCACUCAAAGCUGUUCAGCAGCUGGUGACGGCCGGGUGAAUGAAGUGUCUAUAUUGACGUCAUAUCACUUUCUGUUUGUUAAGGAACAUAAUAGAAUUGCAGAUGUACUAAAAGAUUAUUACAGUAACAAUGAAACCAUCUUUCAAGAAACAAGAAGAAUAAUUAUUGCCAUAAUGCAAAAGAUUGUAUACGACGAGUUUUUGGCCUCCGUAUUCUCUACUAGUGGACUAAAGAAAUACCAACUAGAGAGUUCGGCAAGAUAUGUUUAUGAACCAAAUACAAACCCGACCAUGUUGAACGCAUUUGGAAUCGCUUACAGAGUUGGACAUACAUGGAUUCCACAGGCAAUGCGACUUUUCGACAGAUCGUUACAGAAAAUUUACGAUCCGAAUUUCAACCGGAAAACAGAAGACACCUUUAACAACCCAGACUUGACAUUUCAACCUUUAGCUUUUGAGAGAUUGGCAUAUUACAUGUCAGGAAGCCAAUCUCCAAACACAGACAGAAUCAUUGAAGAAGCUGUGAGGAGUCGUCUAUUUAUAGAUAGAGAUAAUGAUAUAGCAUUUGACCUUGCUGCACUGAACAUCCAAAGAGGACGUGAUCACGGACUUCCGUCUUAUAACGAGUACAGGAAGUGGUGCGGCCUAUCGUCUGUCAGCAGAUACUGGAACUAUUAUGGCGGGAAUUCUGGUUUAGUUGACCACUCGUAUAAAGCCAGAUCAAAGUUAAAAUACGCUGGAUACAGGUCCCCACUAGAUAUUGAUCUAUUUGCUGGUGGGUUGUCGGAGACGCCUGUGACAGGAGGACAAUUUGGCCCCACGUUUGAGUGUAUAAUAGGAAGACAAUUCCGGCGGUUGAAAUAUGGUGAUCGGUUCUGGUACCAGAACAGAGACGCUCGAUUCACAGACAGACAAAUCUCAGCCAUCAAGAAAUACUCAUUAUCGAGAAUGCUAUGUAACAACUACAACUUUAACAUGGUUCAUUUUCCUCGUGCGUUUCUAUCAAAAACAAACACAUUGAAUCCAUACGGUCGGCAUACUUCUGGAACACAUGGUUGGUUCUUUUACAAUCCACCGACAAAUGGAAA
This is a messenger RNA of Ruditapes philippinarum (Manila clam), 2505 nucleotides long. Its product is annotated as myeloperoxidase-like. Gene Ontology annotation, molecular function: peroxidase activity; heme binding. Gene Ontology annotation, biological process: response to oxidative stress. NCBI's taxonomy places the organism in Eukaryota, Metazoa, Mollusca, Bivalvia, Venerida, Veneridae. The record is from RefSeq and is a predicted model, not a curated record.